Molecule: messenger RNA, 516 nt
Organism: Ostertagia ostertagi
Lineage: Eukaryota; Metazoa; Nematoda; Chromadorea; Rhabditida; Trichostrongylidae
Source: the annotation of a GenBank genome assembly
AUGCCUCUGCCAACUGACCGUCUUCCUUCUCAUUUUCAUCUUUGUGGGUGUUCCACUUCUAAUCGCCAUCUUCCCGAAUAUCAUGGUGAAAAUGUUCUUCCUCAACUUCAGCACAUCCUUCCGAAGUCCUUGUCGGCUGACUAUCGUGAGAAGGGAAUUCAUCCAGAUGAUGAAGAGAUCGAAAGAUCUCUAUCGCGUAUAGAGUACCCGAUCGUGUUGUAUCUACAUGGUAAUUCAUUUGACAGAACGAUUGCACACCGUGUUGAGUUGUACAAUUUAUUGAAUAAGCUCGACUGUCAUGUGGUUACGUUCGAUUAUCGAGGGUAUGGAGACUCUGAUGGUGACCCUAGUGAACCCGGUUUGGUCAACGAUAGCCGUGUUGUUUAUGACUAUGUGAAAAGUCACUGCAAGGACAACGCUAUCAUUGUGUGGGGUCACUCGAUGGGAUCUGGCCUGUGCGGUGGAUGCCUGAAAGCAUGGUUCAAAGAAUUCUCAUACAGCCGUUACGUGAUGUAG